AUGUCUUACCAAGAACAGCAGUGCAAGCAGCCCUGCCAGCCUCCUCCUGUGUGCCCACCACCAAAGUGCCCUGAGCCUUGUCCUCCUCCAAAGUGCCCUGAGCCUUGUCCUCCUCCAAAGUGUCCUGAGCCUUGUCUUCCCCCAGUGUGCCCUGAGCCUUGUCCUGAGCCAUGUCCCCUUCCCUCAUACCAGCAGAAAUGCCCUCCUGUGCAACUUCCUCCACCCUGCCAACAGAAGUGCCCACCCAAGAGCAAGUGA
This is a messenger RNA of Mus pahari (shrew mouse), 258 nucleotides long. Its product is annotated as small proline-rich protein 2D-like. Gene Ontology annotation, cellular component: cornified envelope. NCBI's taxonomy places the organism in Eukaryota, Metazoa, Chordata, Mammalia, Rodentia, Muridae. The record is from RefSeq and is a predicted model, not a curated record. Bases 1 to 258 code for a protein of 85 amino acids. The transcript has a single exon.